AUGUCAAAUCUAAUUCGUCUGGUAGUCAACAACUACAAUGAAAUUCUGGAGGCCAACAAAGAAAUCAUGGUGGAUUCUUGGCCCAUGAUGAGCUCCCCUGGUCCAAUGCUGUGCAUCGUAGGGACCUACUUGGCGUUCGUUUUGAAAGUUGGACCGAAAAUGAUGGAAAAGAGGCCAGCUUUCCAAUUGAACUCCCUCUUGAUCGCUUACAACGCGCUUCAAGUGAUUUUCAGUAUUUGGUUGACGCUUAAGUCAUUGGAACCGGGUGUAGGACUGCUCAUGUUUUCCCCUAAAUGCAACAACUCGAAUCGAACACCUACGGACUUGAACGUCCAAGCCGCGCUAACGAAAGCAGCUUGGUGGUAUUUCAUCGCUAAACUCGUUGAGCUUCUGGACACGGUGUUCUUCGUUCUCCGAAAGAAGCAAAAUCAGGUCACCUUUCUGCACGUUUACCACCAUACGAUGACCUCGGUAUUCUCGUGGUGUUAUCUCAAGUUUCUGCCCGGAGAGCAAGGUGCUCUACUUGGUUUUUUGAAUUCCUUCGUGCACAUUGUCAUGUAUUCGUACUACCUGAUCGCAGCUCUGGGCCCUGAAUACAGGAAAUACCUGUGGUGGAAGAAAUACAUGACCUGGAUUCAGCUGAUACAAUUCGUAAUUAUGCUCGGAUACUUAAUGAUGAUCCUCGCGAUGGAUUGCAAGGUGCCAAAAGCUCUCACGUAUUUCUUCAUGACCAACGUGGUGAUCUUCAUCUACCUGUUCAGUGACUUUUACCGAAAAGCCUAUAAAAAAAAGAAAGUGUAA
Eufriesea mexicana is the source of this 801-nucleotide messenger RNA. It is a transcript of the gene bond, whose product is annotated as elongation of very long chain fatty acid james bond protein. The transcript is spliced from 6 exons. Gene Ontology annotation, molecular function: fatty acid elongase activity. Gene Ontology annotation, cellular component: endoplasmic reticulum membrane. The coding region runs from base 1 to 801 and encodes 266 amino acids. Lineage: Eukaryota; Metazoa; Arthropoda; Insecta; Hymenoptera; Apidae. Gene Ontology annotation, biological process: fatty acid elongation, polyunsaturated fatty acid; sphingolipid biosynthetic process; fatty acid elongation, monounsaturated fatty acid. The record is from RefSeq and is a predicted model, not a curated record.